AAACCAACAAAAUCCCCCUCUCUCUCUCUCUCUCUCUCCAUUUUACCCAUUUAUAAACCCUAACUGCCUAACCACAAACUCCUCCGCAUCAUCACUCUUAUCAAAAACAGACAAGAAAAUAUGAAGCUAGUUUGGUCUCCGGAUACCGCUCUAAAAUCUUAUAUCUACACCGUUAAAUCAUGUAAGAAUUUAAAAGAAUCCGGCGUUCCUGAGCUUCUCUCCGCCAUGGCUGCCGGCUGGAACGCUAAAAUGAUUGUUGAGUCGUGGUCCUACGGUAAUCCUAUCGCCACGAGUAUCGGCCUAGCUGUCGCCGCUACUCACACGUGCGGAAGGCACGUCUGCCUAGUUCCGGAUGAACGAUCAAGAGCAGAAUAUCUAAAAGCUAUUCGAAGUUCUGCCGGCAUGGCGAUAGAGACCGAGGUGAUAAUAGUCGGGGAAGCUGAGGAGGCGGUGGCGGGGCUCGUAGGGGUAGAUUUCAUGGUGGUGGAUUGCAAACGGAGGGAAUUUAUUAGGGUUUUGAGGUUUGCUAAGUUGAGUAAUAAAGGUGCUGUUUUAGUACGAAAGAAUGCGUAUCAAAGUUGUUUUACCGGGUUUAGAUGGCAUGGAGUGCUAGAGAGAGGGACACGUGUUGUCAGAUCAGUGUUUUUGCCAGUCGGUAACGGAUUGGAUAUUGCUCAUAUUGGGAGCACCACCACUGCUAUAGCCGGUGCUGCGAGUUUGAAAAGGAGCAGUAGCCGUUGGAUUAAGUGCGUAGAUCAAAAGUCAGGCGAGGAGCACGUGUUUCGUGGUUAAUUUUAUGAUGGUGGGUUUUCCAAGUUCAAUCGAAUUAAGAAUAUGGCAAUGACCACCCAUUUAAUUUCACUAAUUGGAUACCAAAAUCAAAACUGUGGAGUAAAAGGGUGUAAGCUUUAGAAACCAGAUGUCAUGUGCUAUGGUUCAGGUUCAAGAAAAAAGAUGAAUAUAUCCUUGUUUUGUUAGUUAGAUGUAUUAUAUGGGCUGGCUAAUUUGGUUAGUAUCGAUUGCAUGAGAAAUUAGGAAAUGUUUUUGAAGAUGGUGACUGUGAUUUAUAAAGAUUUGAUCAUUGUUAAUAGUUUGCUAGUGUCUUUGUAUACUUUGGUUUGCUCGUAUGUAAAGAAUAAAACACUUCUUUUUUUCCUCU
Molecule: messenger RNA, 1159 nt
Organism: Ricinus communis (castor bean)
Lineage: Eukaryota; Viridiplantae; Streptophyta; Magnoliopsida; Malpighiales; Euphorbiaceae
Exons: 2
Coding region: 121-792 (223 amino acids)
Source: RefSeq, a predicted model, not a curated record